AUGAAGGUGGACGUGCUGACUUGCCUGGCCCUUGCCGUGGCCAGCCUAGUUGCCAUGGUGACCGCCGGUCGCAGCUCUGGGCGCAGGAAGCACAAAGAGGUCUUUCUCGGGGAGAACAGCAAGUUCACGUUUGGAGGACGUAUUGACCACAAACUGAAGAAGCAGGACAGCACCAAAACACUGCUAAUAAAGAGUGAACAGCUGCUGAGGAUUGAGGAGCAUGACUUCGCUAUGAGACCAGGCUUCGGAGGUGGAGCCAUCCCAGUAGGCAUUGAUGUGCAGGUAGAGAGCAUCGAUAGCAUCUCAGAAGUCAACAUGGACUUCACCAUGACUCUAUACCUGCGUCACUACUGGAAAGACGAGCGGCUGGCAUUUCCAUCUCGUAACAACCAGAGUAGGACGUUUGACUCACGGCUGGUGAAGAAGAUCUGGGUUCCUGACGUGUUUUUCGUCCACUCCAAACGCUCCUUCAUCCACGACACCACCAUGGAGAACAUCAUGCUUCGGGUCUACCCCGACGGAAACAUCCUCUACAGCGUCAGGGUCACUGUGACCGCCCUUUGCGCGAUGGACUUCAGUAGCUUCCCGCUGGACACGCAGAACUGCUCGCUGGAGCUGGAGAGCUAUGCGUAUAAUGAAAAUGACCUGAUGCUUUACUGGAAGAAUGGGAACGACUCUCUGAGGACAGAUGAGAUUGUCUUAUCUCAGUUCUUCAUUGAGCAUUUCCAACCCUCCAGCGGCCUUGCUUUCUACAGCAGUACAGGUUGGUACAAUCGUCUGUUCAUCAAUUUCAUCCUACGGAGACAUAUCUUCUUCUUCAUGCUGCAGACGUACUUUCCCACCAUGCUGAUGGUUGUUCUGUCUUGGGUCUCCUUCUGGAUCGACAGGAGGGCCGUUCCUGCUCGAGUCUCUCUGGGUAUAACCACAGUGCUCACAAUGUCCACCAUCAUCACAGGAGUGUCCUCCUCCAUGCCCCAGGUGUCAUAUGUUAAGGCAGUUGACAUCUACCUGUGGACCAGCUUCCUGUUUGUCUUCCUGUCUGUAAUCGAAUACGCAGCUGUGAACUACUGCACCACUCUGGAGGAGAUGAGGAAGAUGAAGAGGGGGAAGCUCCCAUCCACCUUCAAUGCCAGCCUGGCGAUGGCCUUCGAUGGUUGUUUCCAUGACAAUGACAUUGAGCUGUCUCCAUUCCCCCGGAUGGCACCGACCCUGACCUCUGAGCCCCUCACCACACCAACACAAAACCAGGAAAUCCGCCCCUCGGAGGGAACCCGCCUCCGUCGGCAGCGGUCUGUGCGUGAAAACGUGGACCUGCUGGUGAGCAACAGCUAUAUGAUCGACUCGUACUCCCGCCUGGCCUUCCCUCUGUCCUACCUGCUCUUCAACAUCAUCUACUGGAGCCUGUACUCGUGAUCAGGCACUACGAACUCUCCAUCAGCUUGUAACAGAGGUCAAGUGUUGAGUCAGAGAGGAUGUUAGAAGAGUCCUCCUCUCCACGGGGCUCCAGGCACUUCAGUGAAAUAACUGUUGAUCACACAUUCAGCUCCAGAUACGUCGUUAAUUCUUUGCAAGAGAGAUUCAGAUAAAAGCACAGAGUCACUCAGUCUGAGU
Messenger RNA from Scomber japonicus (chub mackerel), 1611 nucleotides. Its product is annotated as gamma-aminobutyric acid receptor subunit rho-3-like. Gene Ontology annotation, biological process: monoatomic ion transmembrane transport; signal transduction; chemical synaptic transmission. The record is from RefSeq and is a predicted model, not a curated record. Bases 1 to 1413 code for a protein of 470 amino acids. Gene Ontology annotation, cellular component: membrane; neuron projection; synapse. The transcript has 10 exons. Gene Ontology annotation, molecular function: neurotransmitter receptor activity; GABA-A receptor activity; extracellular ligand-gated monoatomic ion channel activity. NCBI's taxonomy places the organism in Eukaryota, Metazoa, Chordata, Actinopteri, Scombriformes, Scombridae.